This is a messenger RNA of Knipowitschia caucasica, 1239 nucleotides long. Lineage: Eukaryota; Metazoa; Chordata; Actinopteri; Gobiiformes; Gobiidae. The record is from the annotation of a GenBank genome assembly.
AUGUAUGCAAUGGAGGAAGACAUUGAUGUCACAUCCCACAAGGAGGGUCUUAAUGGUUUGUCCUACGAAUGCAAACCAUUGGAAGACAUCAAUGGACACUCAAAUCACAAACCAGUUAUGAAUGGAUUGAUAAUUGGUUACAAUAACAAAGACCACACAAAUGGCAGUGCUUCGCUUAGAAAUUUACCAAUUUCAGCGCUGAAGCAGAAUGGGCUUCUGCAGACGUUGGCAUCGGGAGGAAACCAAGACAAGCCUACAGAUGACAAUGAGGAGUUGGAAAAGGUCAGGCAGGAGUGGGAAGCAGUGGAAAGCGUACAACCUGUGAUCUCUGAAGAGUCCACCCCAACUCCACUCAUCUCUUUUAACGAAGCACUGCAGUACUUUCAGACCACAGAUCUAGGAGAUUUACUUAAGAACAUCCAGCCCACCGUUCGAAGGACUGGUCUGGCCGCCAUCACUCACUUCCUCUUCGGCCCUCCACGAUUGCACCGCGAGCUUCUGGAGGAGAGGGACCUGGUCUUUGCCAUUGCUCAGUGCCCAGUGGACAACAGCCAACCCAUCCACAUGCGCGUCCUUCAAACUGUUUAUAAAAGACUAGUUGGCAGCAAGUUGGACUGUCCACGCUAUGGGGUGCACUGGGAGACCAUCGGGUUUCAGGGUACAGACCCGGCCACAGACCUUCGUGGCACUGGUUUUUUGGGUCUCAUGCAUAGUCUAUACUUUGUAAUGGAUCCAGAAAUGCUACCACUUGCACGAGACAUUUAUAAGCUUUCCCUACAUCCAACACAGAACUUUCCAUUCAGUGUGAUGUCGAUCAACAUGACGCGCAUCGCUCUGCAGGUUCUCAGAGAAGAAGCCCUGUCCAAGGAGUGCAACCGUCGUCAGCAGGUAGUCGGUGUGUUAAAUGAGUUCUACGUCGCCACGUAUUUGCAUCUGUACCAGCUCUGGAAGACCCAGCAGAAGACCAUUGCGGACUCCGGAUUUGUACUCAAAGAAGUGGAGCUGUUUGCCAAAAAGAACCCCAAGCAGAUGCUGCGCCGACUAGAGGUCUUCCUGAAAGAGAGGCGGGCAGGUGGCAUCCCCCGUGGGACAUCUCCAGACCCCCAGGCCCAGCAGUCCUCUCCCAGCCUGGGGGAGAGAGGCGCGCGUGGAGGACAUGGAAGCAGGGCCAAGGAGAUGCACUUCACCGGAGUGUGCGAUUUACCGCCGGACAUGGAGGGAGAAGCUAGGCUGAUCUGA